Malaya genurostris is the source of this 2514-nucleotide messenger RNA. It is a transcript of the gene PXo, whose product is annotated as solute carrier family 53 member 1. Gene Ontology annotation, biological process: cellular response to phosphate starvation; phosphate ion transport. The transcript has 6 exons. Gene Ontology annotation, molecular function: inositol hexakisphosphate binding. The record is from RefSeq and is a predicted model, not a curated record. The coding region runs from base 88 to 2148 and encodes 686 amino acids. Gene Ontology annotation, cellular component: Golgi apparatus; cytoplasm; plasma membrane. NCBI's taxonomy places the organism in Eukaryota, Metazoa, Arthropoda, Insecta, Diptera, Culicidae.
GUUCAAGUGCUGUCCGGUCGGAUUGCUGUCAGAAUGUGUUAAUUUUUGCGGAAAUUUCCUGUGUUGCAUUCACGCUAGCCGUCCAAAAUGAAGUUUGCCGAACACCUGUCGGCUCACAUUACGCCAGAAUGGCGAAAACAGUACAUCAUGUACGAGGAAAUGAAAGCUCAGUUGUAUGCAGCCGUGGAACAGUCACCAUCAGCUGAGCUGGUGGACCCGGAAGAACUGACCAGAUAUUUUGCCAAAUUUGAUGAACAAUUCUUUCAUUAUUGUGAUAGCGAGCUAGCCAAAAUCAAUACAUUUUAUUCAGAAAAACUUGCAGAAGCCACCAGAAAGUUCGCCAAUCUACGGUCGGAACUUAGCGAAACGCUCGAACUCGAGGAGAGUACCAAAAAGAAAAAGGACAAUCUUCAUCGUGUCAAAAAGAAUCUGCUACGAAAGAAAAAUGUUUCGGUGCGGAAAAUCCAAGAACUGAAAUUGGCGUUUAGCGAGUUCUAUCUGAGUUUGAUAUUGCUACAGAACUACCAGAAUCUUAACUUCACCGGUUUUCGGAAGAUACUGAAGAAGCAUGAUAAACUGUUGAACGUUGACUUCGGCGCCCGGUGGCGCACGGAAAACGUGGAAUCAGCACACUUCUACACCAACAAAGACAUCGAUCGGUUGAUCCAUGAGACGGAAAGUAUCGUCACAAAUGAAAUCGAGGGAGGUGACCGGCAGAGGGCUAUGAAGCGACUUCGGGUGCCGCCUUUGGGAGAACAGCAAAGUCCUUGGACGACCUUCAAGGUGGGACUGUUUUCCGGAUCGUUGGUAGUUCUGUCAGUGGCUGUCGUGCUCUCUGCCAUGUUUCGUGUCCGAGGAGAUGACUGGAUAACGGCCUUCCGUUUGUACAGAGGUCCUCUGCUACUGGUGGAGUUCCUUUUCCUGUGGGGCAUCAACGUGUAUGGAUGGCGAUCGUCAGGAGUAAAUCAUGUGCUUAUAUUCGAGCUUGAUCCUCGAAACCAUCUCUCCGAACAACAUAUCAUGGAAUUGGCCUCGAUUUUCGGGGUUAUUUGGACGUUAAGUGUACUGAGUUUUCUCUACGCGGAUUCUCUGGGAAUUCCGGCUUAUUUGAGUCCACUGGCCCUGUACAUAUUGAUGGCAGCUUUUCUUUUAAAUCCUACCAAAACCUUCCGCCAUGAGGCUCGAUUUUGGACAGUGCGAAUUAUCAGUCGCAUAGUGCUAGCGCCAUUUUUCUACGUCAAUUUUGCCGAUUUCUGGUUGGCGGAUCAGCUGAACAGCGUGGUUCCGGCAUUUCUUGACAUUCAGUAUUUCCUAUGCUUUUACUCAACUAUUACCAACUGGCACCGGGCGGAAGAUCCGAACCAGUGCAUCAACAAUUCCCUCUGGAUUCGACCGAUAGUGGCUAUGCUGCCGGCUUGGUUUCGGAUGGCUCAAUGUUUGCGACGGUUUCGUGAUACUCGUGAUGUUCAUCCGCAUUUAGCCAACGCCGUCAAGUAUUCGACAUCGUUCUUCGUGGUGGCGUUUUCUUCGCUAACGCAGGCCACCUUGGAUAAGUACGAGAAAAGUACCGACAAUCCCUGGUUCUACAUGUGGAUCAUCGCAUCGAUCGUGUCGUCGUGUUACGCGUACACCUGGGACAUCAAGAUGGACUGGGGUUUGUUCGAUUCAAAGUCCAGCGAUAAUAAGUUUCUGAGGGACGAAGUAGUGUACGGAUCAAACUGGUUCUACUAUUUUGCUAUCAUCGAAGAUUUGAUUCUACGGUUUGGCUGGACACUUUCUAUGAGCUUAAUUGAGAUGGGUUACAUUGACCGGGAAAUCAUCGUUUCGAUUUUGAGCCCACUGGAAGUAUUCCGGAGGUUUAUUUGGAACUAUUUUCGGUUAGAGAACGAGCAUUUAAAUAACUGUGGUAAUUUUCGAGCAGUGCGUGAUAUCUCCGUUGCCCCGAUGGAUUGUUCCGAUCAGACAACGAUUCUACGCAUGAUGGACGAAGAAGAUGGCGUUCGCAACCGGCGAACCUUGAAGAAAGUGUUAGGCAAAAAGAAAUCCGAGCAAAGACUUCUGCUGCGCGAAGCCGAUUCAACGGAAGAUUUGGAAAUAAAUCAGAACCACAGCCAGGAUCGAAACAGGAAGGUACAGUGGCAAUUGUAAGCAACGGUUCAAAACUGUCGAAAAUUGGAUCAUUCGAAACAAUCAUUGAAAUCCUCCAUCCCGAAUCCCAUUUCCCUUUGCACUUUGCACGACAUCCAUGGACUGCACACGCCUCUUCCGAGCACAAUCGCAUUCUUUACAAUGAGAUUGGGGACAUGCAGCAGCAGCAUCGUUUGUAGUAGAAUAUUGGCAAACAUAAUUGUGUGACAGAUUUACCGCUUCAAAGCGGAACUCAAUCAGGAGAUCAAUUAUGUAAGGACGUACCACGUGAAUAGAGAAUAGAGACAUUUGUGUAUAGAGAUUAAAGUUAUUUUUUAGGCAAACAUAAGGAUAAUAAAGAUGGAUUAUAUCGUAUAUUUAAAUAUG